Molecule: messenger RNA, 384 nt
Organism: Colletotrichum costaricense
Lineage: Eukaryota; Fungi; Ascomycota; Sordariomycetes; Glomerellales; Glomerellaceae
Exons: 3
Coding region: 1-384 (127 amino acids)
Source: RefSeq, a predicted model, not a curated record
AUGAUCCAGCCCGGCCGCUGUCCCAGGGCCCAGACACGGACGGGGAACAUCGAACGCCAGUCACUGUCAUCGGACUUUAGCAGGCUGCCCAUGUGCCAGACGGACAGAGAGACAAUAGACAACCAGGGAAGACAUCAACAUGGACCUCUGUUGACUGUAGUCAUACUUACACAGUACUGCGACACGUGCAAGCCGACACUAGGACAUCUCCUGGAGGGGUCCAGGGCCCGGGGAGCAAGUGAGGUGCUGUCCCGGGCUAGCGACGCCAAACCAAACUGCAAAGUUCCUACCCUUCCCGGCCUGCGCUUCAUUGGAUGGUACCGCGCCGUGUGCAGCCCCCCGUGGCCCCCUCCAUUCUACCGCGUUGUAUGUGGUGACUUGUAA